Messenger RNA from Rotaria socialis, 1242 nucleotides. The record is from the annotation of a GenBank genome assembly. NCBI's taxonomy places the organism in Eukaryota, Metazoa, Rotifera, Eurotatoria, Philodinida, Philodinidae.
AUGACAACAUCAGCAAUAGAUCGUUUCGAUUUCUUUACUAUUGCCUUCGAUAUUUUAAUAUCAAUAGUUGGCAGUAUUAUUGUUAAUCGGCUUAUACCAAUUUUGAAAGAAAAAUUUAUUAAAGCACAAUUGUGGGGAAAUGAUUUAAAUAAACGAAAUUCAAAAGAAGUCAAAAUUGCAGAAUCCCAAGGUGUUCUAGCGGCAGGCAUCUUUCUUGUACUUAUGUUCAUUAUGAUUGCUGUAGUCUUUUCUGAACAUUUACAUCCUGCAAGUGUCUUUCCACAUAAGAAAUUUGUCGAGUAUUUAGCUGCUUUACUCUCAAUCUGUUGUAUGGUUCUACUUGGUUUUGCCGAUGAUGUACUCGAUCUACGUUGGAGUGUCAAAUUAUUACUCCCAUUGAUUGCAUCACUACCACUUUUACUUGUUUAUUUUGCUAAUUACCAUUCGACAACUAUUAUUUUACCUAAACCUGUGAGGCCCUACCUAGGCCAACAAUGGAAUCUCGGCAUUCUCUAUUAUGUUUAUAUGAGUAUGGUCGCUGUAUUUUGUACAAAUGCAAUUAAUAUUUUAGCUGGUGUAAAUGGACUUGAAGUGGGUCAAUCUAUUAUUAUUGCAAUAUCUAUACUUAUUUUCAAUCUAAUCGAAUUACAAGGUGUCUGUUGGGAAGAACAUCUUUUUUCGCUUUAUUUUAUGAUUCCAUUUGUUGCUUGCACAUUUCCAAUUUUGAUCAAAAAUUGGUAUCCAGCGGAAAUAUUUGUUGGUGAUACACUCUGUUAUUUUGCCGGAAUGACAUUUGCCGUGGUGGGCAUCAUCGGUCAUUUCAGCAAAACUAUGCUUCUAUUUUUUAUACCUCAAAUUAUUAAUUUUCUUCUUUCGGUGCCACAAUUAUUUCAUUUUAUACCUUGCCCACGACAUCGUUUACCCAGGUUAGAUCCCGAAUUGAAUAAACUUAACCCAUCAGAAGUUGAAUUUAAAAAAAGCGAUUUAAAACUACUUGGCUGGUUGAUGUUACGCUUUUUUUCUAUGACGAAAUUUAUUCGAUAUCGAGAAUAUACCAAUAAUGAUGGUGAACGUCUUAUAUCAACAACUAAUUUUACGAUUAUCAAUACAGUUCUGUGUUGGUUUGGUCCAUUACAUGAAGAAACACUCAGUCGAAUACUUAUGCUUAUACAAAUUGUAUUUGGCAGUUUAUUAACAUUCUUUAUUCGUUAUUAUUUGGUGAAAUUUUUUUAUGAUUCAUAA